This is a messenger RNA of Arctia plantaginis, 330 nucleotides long. The record is from the annotation of a GenBank genome assembly. NCBI's taxonomy places the organism in Eukaryota, Metazoa, Arthropoda, Insecta, Lepidoptera, Erebidae.
AUGCCAUCGGUCCUCGACAUGGGCCCGUUCAGCCAGCCGGAGUGGAGCGACUCCAGUGACUCCAUGGAGCCAUCUCCUCUACCGCAGCUGGGCUACUUCGUGCCGGUCAGGUGCAGAUGUGAGCGGACGUCGCAUCACGUGUGUCGGAGAAGCAGAAGAGAAUCUCCCCGGUCCCGCCGCUCCGUGUCACAAUGUUCCUGCAACAGCAUCUCACGAAGGUCUUCAGCAGCGGCAUCUCCCCUUCCGAUGCCGCUGCCCCCUCUCAACAAUACCGUGGAAAUGUACGUCGAGCCUGUCGUCGAGGAUUUAUAUGUGUAUGAGUUGCACUAA